Volvox carteri f. nagariensis is the source of this 984-nucleotide messenger RNA. RefSeq lists its product as uncharacterized. Gene Ontology annotation, molecular function: zinc ion binding; S-adenosylmethionine-homocysteine S-methyltransferase activity. Gene Ontology annotation, biological process: S-methylmethionine cycle. The transcript has 3 exons. Bases 1 to 984 code for a protein of 327 amino acids. The record is from RefSeq and is a predicted model, not a curated record. Lineage: Eukaryota; Viridiplantae; Chlorophyta; Chlorophyceae; Chlamydomonadales; Volvocaceae.
AUGCUUUCAUCAUUAUUAACGAAUACAGGAGGCGUACUUAUCCUCGACGGAGCGCAGGGCACCGAGCUGGAACGCCGUGGCGUGCAUCUCGGAGGAUCCAAGCUGUGGAGCGCCCAGCUGCUAAUCGACGACCCGGACCUUAUUCGCACCAUCCAUCUUGACUAUCUGCGUGCCGGCUCUGAUGUCAUCACCACCUUCACUUACCAAGCCAGCAUUCAGGGCUUUGCCGAUGCGGGCAUGGAUGCCCGCAUGGGAGCGACUCUACUCAAUCGCGCAGUGGAUUUAGCGGAAUCAGCACGCACGGCCUUCUUGGACGAGCAACGGCAACAGCACGAACAACCACCACCCCACCACCAACAGCGUGUACGGCCUUUAAUCGCCUUCUCGUCCGGAUCCUACGGCGCGUAUCUGGCGGAUGGAUCGGAAUUUCGGGGCGAUUACGCGGAUUCGAUGACGCUGCAACAGCUCGCCAAUUUUCAUCGGGACCGACUGGAGCCUGUACGGCACCGUACGGAGAUCGAUCUAUUGGCAUUCGAGACGGUUCCCUGCCUGCGGGAGGCGGAAGCAAUCUUGGAGCUUCUGCGCCAGGAGCGGUACGGCAAGCCCGCCUGGAUCAGCUUUAGUUGCCGUGAUGCCGUACACACCUCCCAUGGCGAGCGCUUUGCGGAGCAGUGCGUGCCGCUGCUGGCAGCAGCAGCGGCGGAGGGCCUCGAGGUGGUUGCUACAGGCGUGAACUGUACGGCACCGCGCCACCUGCUGCUGGUCUGCUAUCCCAACAGUGGAGAGGAAUGGGACGGUGAGCACCGCUGCUGGCGGCACCUCCCAGAUGACAUCGCCGAGCCGGAGUGCUUCGCCGAAGCGGCGGCAGAGUGUGUGUACGGCGACCCACGGGUCUCGCUGAUGGGCGGCUGUUGUCGUACAGGUCCGGAGCACAUCCGGGCAUUGCGGCGCUGGCUACAGGCACAACAGCACUGUCAGCAGUGA